CGGAGCCAAGGUUGCAGCAAUGUGCGACACAACCUUCGCUUUUGGCCAGCGCGGCAGCCACUUCUUUCAGUGCCCAUCACGAAGAGAGCAAACACGUCUUCCUAAGAAGCUCACACAGUUUCUUAAAUCCCCACAGCUGAAGCUGAUCCACCAUGUUGCCCUUGGCUUUGAAGACAGCUUUUUGCUCACGUGGCGCGACCAUAAAGACCAAGAUCAUAUUGAAGCGACUGGACUACCCUCAGAGCUUGUGGAUUUUCUGUACACUCGGAACGCACAGCGCCGUCUAGUCCGCGACAUCCCGAACAUACGAUGUACCCUGGGACCAUACAACUCCUCAUAUUUCGCUCAUGACAAGUCCGCUUACAUAUGGAUGAGCCUACCUGAAGGACUACUCUCUGCUUUACAGUCCCGUAUCAAGGAUGGAAACUGGAUCGACCGACCACGCUUCGUAGCACUUGGUGCUAACAACAAUUUCCUGCUUCUGACUGAAAAACAUGCUGCACUGUGGGAGUUGAAUAAUUACAGGACUGUCUCGAGGUUGUUGGAAUUUUCGCGUACACAACAAAGCGGCAUCUCUGAGAUCCACAACAUCGUCUUGCAUGCGUACCGCUUCGAGAGCUUCGUAACACAAUCGAGGAACGGCACUCUGAUCUACGAAAACCUACCGCCGCAUGAACUCUCGGGUAUACAGGCCAUGGUCUCUCCAAUCUUGCAAGAUACACAGAGUGCCGAAAGAACAAUUCGUAGAGAGGCAGGAAAGAGGGAGCUUCCGCAGAGGAAACCGAGCGGUUUACAACAGAGAGCCCAGCUGAGAAAAGAAUGGGGCGAACACAACCAGGAAUUCUCAACACAGGGGAAAGGACUAAAACUCAGUUUGAGUUUGAGUGUUAGUAUGGGAGGUAUAGCAAGACUGCUAGGAUGACCUUGCCGGGUUCCGCUCUACUCAGGAUGGAUCCACACCUGUGAUGGAACUGCCUACGCCCCAAGCAUCACCAAGCUUAUCUUGGAACCCCUACAGCCCUAGCGGGACCUGACGCUUUUCGACCCGUCAAAGGAUUCCCA
Messenger RNA from Cucurbitaria berberidis CBS 394.84, 1062 nucleotides. RefSeq lists its product as uncharacterized. Lineage: Eukaryota; Fungi; Ascomycota; Dothideomycetes; Pleosporales; Cucurbitariaceae. Bases 20 to 922 code for a protein of 300 amino acids. The record is from RefSeq and is a predicted model, not a curated record. The transcript has 3 exons.